Drosophila takahashii is the source of this 1068-nucleotide messenger RNA. It is a transcript of the gene Fib, whose product is annotated as rRNA 2'-O-methyltransferase fibrillarin. Gene Ontology annotation, biological process: rRNA methylation; box C/D sno(s)RNA 3'-end processing. NCBI's taxonomy places the organism in Eukaryota, Metazoa, Arthropoda, Insecta, Diptera, Drosophilidae. Gene Ontology annotation, molecular function: RNA binding; rRNA methyltransferase activity; histone H2AQ104 methyltransferase activity. The record is from RefSeq and is a predicted model, not a curated record. Gene Ontology annotation, cellular component: Cajal body; nucleolus; small-subunit processome.
UGGGUGAAUAUUCAAAUGCGAACUAUUUCUCUUGCAGGAUUUAGUCCACGCGGUGGCGGCGGCGGCGGAGGAGGAGGCGGUGGCUUCCGUGGGCGUGGCGGCGGCGGCGGAGGAGGUGGCGGCUUCGGAGGCGGCGGUGGCGGAGGAGGAGGUGGCUUCCGUGGACGCGGUGGCGGCGGAGAUCGUGGAGGUCGCGGUGGAUUUGGAGGCGGCCGUGGACGCGGCGGCGGCGGAGAUCGCGGCGGUGGUCGCGGUGGCUUCGGCGGACGCGGUGGUGGCCGUGGAGGCGGAGGACGUGGAGGUGGUGGCCGUGGAGGCGGCGGACGUGGUGGUGGCGCCGGCGGCUUCAAGGGCGGCAAAACCGUGACCAUCGAAGCCCAUCGUCACGAGGGAGUGUUCAUUGCGCGCGGCAAGGAGGACGCCCUGGUCACCAGGAACUUUGUCCCCGGAUCCGAGGUCUACGGCGAGAAGCGCAUCUCUGUUGAGACCAAUGGCGAGAAGAUCGAGUACCGUGUGUGGAACCCCUUCCGUUCCAAGUUGGCCGCUGCCGUUUUGGGUGGCGUUGAGCAGAUUCACAUGCCGCCGGGCUCCAAGGUUCUGUAUUUGGGCGCCGCCUCCGGAACGACAGUUUCCCAUGUGUCCGAUGUGGUCGGUCCCGAGGGUCUGGUCUACGCCGUGGAGUUCUCACACCGAUCCGGUCGCGAUCUGAUCAACGUGGCCAAGAAGCGCACCAACAUCAUACCCAUCAUCGAGGACGCUCGCCAUCCGCACAAGUACCGCAUGCUGGUGGGCAUGGUGGACACCAUAUUCGCCGACGUUGCCCAGCCUGAUCAGGGUCGUAUUGUGGCGCUGAAUGCCCAGCACUUCCUGAAGAACGGCGGCCACUUUGUCAUCUCGAUCAAGGCCUCCUGCAUUGACUCCACGGCGCAACCCGAGGCGGUAUUCGCUGCCGAGGUGAAGAAGAUGCAGGCGGACAAGCUGAAGCCGCAGGAGCAGCUCACGCUGGAGCCCUACGAGCGAGACCACGCCGUCGUCGUCGGCGUCUACCGACCACCGCCCAAGCAGUAA